CGCUUUUACCAAAGCUGAGCCAUAAAGCUAGUGUCAUAAAGGGAAAAGGCAAAAAAAGAAAAGGAAUUAAAAAAGGGGGGACCAAAGAGCUUACACACUACGAGCACUCACUCCAAUUUUAGUCCGUACUACUACUACUCAACUACUGAAUACUGAUCUCCUUCAGAAACUGAGAGAAAGAGAAAACACAAACAACUGCUGCAAUUUCUCAGAAAACCCGAAAAAAAAAAAAAAAAAAAACCAAUAAAAAAAAACCCAAAAAAAAAAAAAAAGAAAAAGAGACAGCAUUUCCAUUUCCCGCAUCUCCUCUUUCUCUCUCCUCUUUUUUUGUGAAUGAUCACUCUGACAGUAGCCAAACCCCCAUUAUUUCUCUUAAUUCCUCUCUAAUUUUAUACUAUUCUUCUUCAAUUUUUGGGGAAAAAAAUUGUAGAUUAUCACGUUUUUUUAUUUUCUUCUUUUUGUGUAGAAUUAUUUGUAAAAACCCAAAAAAAAAAUAGACCCAGAAUUCUCGAUUUUUCAGUAGAAAAAAAGAGGGGAAAAAAUGGAGUUGUAUGGAAGAAAUCAGGGUUCCGAGGUGGAUCCGCCAGCUGAAUGGGGGGAAACUGGACUCGAAGAGUCUAUGUGGAGAUUGGGUCUUUCGGGUCGAGAGACGUACCCGGAACGGCCUGGUGUAUCUGAUUGUGUCUAUUACAUGCGUACUGGGUUCUGUGGAUUCGGUACCCGUUGUCGUUACAAUCAUCCUCGUGAUCGUGCCGCGGCUGUUGCGGCUGCAAGAUUAGUUGGAGGAGAGUACCCUGAACGUCCUGGUGAACCUAUAUGCCAGUAUUAUCUAAAGACUGGAACUUGUAAAUUUGGUACUACUUGCAAGUUUAAUCAUCCACGAAAUGCUGGUGGAUCAUUGACUAAUGCGCCACUAAAUAUCCAUGGUUACCCACUAAGACCGGGUGAGAAAGAAUGCUCCUAUUAUUUGAAAACGGGGCAGUGCAAAUUUGGGAUAACUUGUAAAUUCCAUCAUCCUCAACCAGCUGGCAUGUCAAUGCCUGCAGCUGCACCUCCAUUUUAUCCGACGGUGCAGUCUCCUUCAGUUCCUAUACUUGAACCAGCAGCUGGGUCAUCCCCCAACUAUAGGGUAGCUAGGCCUCCUCUUGUACCUGGUUCUUAUGUUCCAGGGUCUUAUGGUCCUGUGCUUCUUUCUCCUGGAGUUGUUCCCAUGCCAGGCUGGGGUUCUUAUUCGGGGCCUGUAAGUCCCGUUUUAUCGCCUGGUGGUCAACCUGCUGCUGGAGGAGGUUCUGUAUAUGGAGUGACCACACUAUCACCUUCUACACCUGGUCUAGCUGGAUCUUAUGCUCCUCUUCCAUCUUCUGCUGGGAAGUCAGUCACAGAACAUAAGUUUCCAGAGAGACCAGGUGAACCUGAGUGUCAAUACUAUUUGAAGACCGGGAGUUGUAAAUUUGGUGCCUCUUGUAGAUAUCAUCAUCCACCAGACCGGGGUGCGUCUGCUGCAGCCUGUUUUCUUGGGCCUCUGGGUCUGCCCCUACGUCCAGGUACACAACCUUGCACCUUCUAUAUGCAAAAUGGAUACUGCAAAUUUGGGCCCACGUGUAAGUUUGAUCACCCAGUGGGUAUGAUGAAAUAUAGUCCAUCAGCUUCAUCUCUUGCUGAGACACCAGUUGCACCCUAUUUGAGUGGACCUCCAUUAGUUACUUUGCCUCUUUCACCGUCAUCCACAGAGCUCAUUCCAGAACAUGCUUUAGGGUCACAGAGGGAUUUACAAUCAAAUAGAACAAUGUCAUCCGGUAGCUCUUCUGUUGGUUUAACUUCGUCUAACGUCCAACGAUCUGGCCAAGGUCCUGCACUGUUAAGCAGUAGCAGAAGCAUGGGAGAAGAUGAUGAAGUUCGUCACUCAAGUUAAAGUACAUUCUUGAUGCCAUUCUCUUUUAUUGCUGAGACCUUAAAGCAGCACAUACCAAGCCACCCAUCCACCACUGUCUCAGUUGUUAUAUAAUAUAUCAAGUCAUCUAUCCUAAGUGACUUCUAUUGUUGUCAAGUUCAGGUAAUGACAGCCCUGUCGAAUACCUCCCACUUUAGGACUGAAAUAUAAUCCUUACUGUUGAUAAUAGCUUUCAUAUAUGCUCAGAACUUCAGAAUGCAUAAUAAAUUAAUGUAGCAAUUAGCUCUGUGGACUCAUGUCAUCGCUAUUUGGUAAUAAUUCAACGGAAGCGUGCUCUAUAGCCCUAGUUGCUAUGCUUCCCCGUGAGACACUACUCCUUUUGCCAGACAUUGUUAGACAUUCUGUAAAUUUGAUUACUCUUGUGAAGUUAUUUUUCCAUGCUAGUUGUAUUUGAGCUCUAAUUUUUUCCAGGGAUUUUGUGUAUUAUUUUGUAUAAAACGUCCUGCGUGGAUACCCCAUGGUAAUGCAUAAUUAUUGGAAUAGAAAAUAAUGAAGAAAAUCAUGUUCGCGAA
Molecule: messenger RNA, 2463 nt
Organism: Chenopodium quinoa (quinoa)
Lineage: Eukaryota; Viridiplantae; Streptophyta; Magnoliopsida; Caryophyllales; Amaranthaceae
Product: zinc finger CCCH domain-containing protein 32-like
Exons: 7
Coding region: 542-1912 (456 amino acids)
Molecular function (GO): mRNA binding; metal ion binding
Source: RefSeq, a predicted model, not a curated record